CAGGCACUCCUUAGAAACCCUAUAGGGCAGUUCUACUCUGUCCUUUAGGAUCGCUAUGAGUUGAAAUCAACUUGAUGGCAAAGGGUUUUUUUUUUUUUCUCACAUUCUCCAUAUUAACAAUGAACAUUAAACAUCUUUCUAUAUUAAUAUUCUUCUCUAUGUUGUUUUUUAAAUUUUUAUUAUGUUUUAGGUGAAAGCUUACAUAGCACAUUAAGUUUCCAUUUAACAAUUUUUAUACAAAUUGUUCCAAGACAUGGGUUACGAUAUUCACAGUGUGUCAGCAUUCUCAUUAUUUCCAUUCUGUUUGUUCUGUUUACAUUGAUCUAACUUUCCUGCCCACCCUUUCAUCUUUGCUUUUGGGUAAAUAUUGACCUUUUGCUCACAUAUAGUGGAUUCUUUAAGGGAUUACAUUAAUUAAGAGUUACAUUGUUUAUUUUAUAAGUCAAUCUAUUAUGGGGCUAAAAGAAGGCCUCCAAGAGUGGCUUCAUUUCCAAGUUCCAAGGGUAUCUUAGGGCAGUAGUUUUGGGGGUUUCUCUAGUCUCUAUUGGUCUAGUAAGUCUUGCGUUUUUUAGGAAUUUGAAUUUCACACAAGUGUAUUUUUAGGUCACAAUCAGGGUAAAAUUUUACUUAGGCCUUUGUCUCUCCAGGGCAGAAUAAUAAACUUUUCUGAUUUUCUUCCUUCAGGAAAAUGGAUCCAGCCUUCCAGAAAGAACUCACCUGCUUCAUCUGCUUGAACUACCUUACAGACCCUGUCACCAUAGGCUGUGGGCACAACUUCUGUAGGCCCUGUCUCUGCCUUUCCUGGGAAGAAGCUGAAACUUCUGCCUGUUGCCCACUGUGCAGGGAAACAUCAGAGCAGACAGCAUUCAAAACCAAUAUUCUUGUGAAGAAUCUGGUGUCCCUUGCCAGACAAGCCAGCCUCUGGCAAUUCCUGAGCUCUGAGGAACAGAUGUGUGGGACUCACAAAGAGACAAAGAAGAUGUUCUGUGAAGAGAGCAAGAACCUGCUCUGUUUGCUCUGCUCUAACUCUCAGGAGCAUGAGGCUCACAGACACUGUUCCAUAGAAUGCGCUGUUGAGGAAUACCGGGAGAAGCUCCGAAAGCAAAUGAGAUCUUUAUGGGAAAAUAUUCAAAACAAUUGGAGAAAUCUGAAUGAGGAGAGCCUAAUUAUCAAGCUGUGGAUAUAUUAUGUGUUUCUACUGUCAGAGAUUAUCAGGUCUGAGUAUCAGAAAUUGCACCCGAAUCUCCUUGAGGAAGAAAAUCAACAUUUAGAGGGACUGAAAAAUGAAGGCAAGAAGAUAUUUCAGCAACUGAAGAAAAGUGAAGCCACAAUGGUUCAAAAGGGGAGGCACCUGAGAGAAAUGUAUGAGGAGCUGAGGAAUAUGUGCCAUAAAUCAGAUGUGGAGUUGCUCCAGGAUUUGGGAGACAUAUUGACCAGGAGUGAGUCUGUGCAGCUGGACAUGCCCCAGCCUGUGAACCCAGCGCUCAGUGCUAGGCCCAUCACUGGCCUGAUAGACAGGUUCCGGCAGUUCCGAGUGGAAAUUUCCUUCCGUUAUGAAAUAAGCAGUCAGAAUAUCAUGGUGUUUGAUGACGUGAGAAGUCUGAGGCUAAGACGUGACCUUCAAGAGGUGCCUUUUCCUUCUAGAAGAUCUCAGUACUUUGCUGCAUGGGGGGACCAGGCCUUCACCUCUGGAAAACAGUACUGGGAGAUAGAUGUGGAUGACUCUUGGGACUGGGCUGUAGGAGUCUGUAAGGAUACCUGGUUAAGGAAGAAUGGCUCACUGGUUGAAUCUGAGAACGUAUUUCUUCUUUUAUGUGUGAAGGAUGUUAAUCGUUACAAUCUCUUGACCACUUCCCCAGUGUUUCCUCAGUAUAUAGAGAAACCUCUGGGGCGAGUUGGUGUGUAUAUAGAUUUUGACAGUAGAAGUAUGAGUUUUGUUAAUGUUGCCAAAAGUUCCCUCAUAUGGAGAUACCCAGCCUGCUCCUUCAAUUACCCUCUCAGGCCUUUCUUUUGUACUGGCCACACAUGAUAGUGGUGAAUUCAGGAACCUGGAAACUCCAUAUCUGAGGGAGUCCUUCUCAGUUGAAGCUGAUCAAUAAUAUUUUAUUGUCUUUUAUUUUGUUCUUCUUUAAAGUAACAUUUUGUUGUUAUUAACUAUGAAAAAAAGUUGGAAAUGAAAACUUUCGCUAGUUCAAUUUUUUUUAAUUAAAAUCAUCUCUUUUGGCACAUUACAUUGCAUAUAUACUGUGAUUAUUCACUUGUUUUAUGAGCUUGCUGGAGUUAGAAGCAUAUAUAACAAAAACUUUGAAAGCUGGAACUUGAGGGGACUGCCUUGUAUUUCGAUCUUUGUUAAGUGGAUGGAAAAUUGUUAAAAACUUCUUGGGGGUGGUGUCUGACCUCCUCCAGCCCCACAAGAGGAUAGGGAAACCAAGAUCAACAGCGCAAAGUUGACUCCCAGGAGGCAGAGGCCAGACAAGUCUCCUCUCUCUACCAUCUUUACUAAUUCUGAAACAAACCACCCCUCACACAGCACUCUCUACUUCUCUGCUGGAUGCAAUAAUUCUUUGCAAUGGCCACACAGAACUCAGGCUAUACUCAGGAUUAUAGGGUUUCUUAUAAGGGAAGUAACAAUUACAAUUCAGGCCCUGGAACAUUCAAGAUAAGAGUCUUCCAUCAGGAUAGCCUCUUCCCAGCCGUGCUCACAAGUUUGAUUCUCCUUGGCCCUCAGUCUCUGCCCAAAGGCACUCAACUUUGUCUUCUGUGGAUUGGGAAGCUACUGUACCCUCUCCUGCUGCUAGGUCUCUGCUGCUGGGUCUCCCCUGUUUGUCUCUCCUUCCUUGGUGGUGGUGGGUUCCUCUCUGCUCUGGCUCCCUCUUAAGGCAUAACUGACCAAUCCCCUUGGUAGGCCACAAUUAGCCUAUCACACAAUCAACUGAGUGUGAGUUCCCAGAUCAUGGCUAGAAAGGCCAUACACAAAAAUAAUUAAUCACACAGCAAAAAUAUUUGAUUUUUCCUCCUGACAGGUUUUACACUUAUAUGGGUUCCAGCUUUCACAGAUUUUACUGUAUGAGUGUG
Messenger RNA from Loxodonta africana (African savanna elephant), 3075 nucleotides. Its product is annotated as tripartite motif-containing protein 43-like. Gene Ontology annotation, molecular function: ubiquitin protein ligase activity; protein binding; zinc ion binding. NCBI's taxonomy places the organism in Eukaryota, Metazoa, Chordata, Mammalia, Proboscidea, Elephantidae. The coding region runs from base 689 to 2029 and encodes 446 amino acids. Gene Ontology annotation, cellular component: cytoplasm. The transcript is spliced from 6 exons. Gene Ontology annotation, biological process: protein ubiquitination; innate immune response; regulation of gene expression. The record is from RefSeq and is a predicted model, not a curated record.